Molecule: messenger RNA, 660 nt
Organism: Dibothriocephalus latus
Lineage: Eukaryota; Metazoa; Platyhelminthes; Cestoda; Diphyllobothriidea; Diphyllobothriidae
Source: the annotation of a GenBank genome assembly
AUGGGUUUUGGCGAUCUAACAAAGGAAUCUGGUGUCAAGGCUCUUGACGAUUACCUUCUUACAAGGAGUUACAUUGAAGGUUAUCAGCCAUCGAAAGCCGACACGGUUGUGUUUGAUGCACUUGGCAAAGCACCCGUCGACAAGUAUGUGUGCGCCAGCCGCUGGUACAACCACAUUAAGUCUUUUGGCGAUCAAAGAAAAAAAUUCCCUGGACAGGCCAAAGAUGUCUCCUCGUACGGUUCUUCAGCUCCCGCGAAGGCUGCUGCCACGAAAGAUGAAGACGACGAUGAUAUCGACUUUUUCGAGUCUGAAGACGAGGACGAAGCCGAAAAGCGCAGAGCUGAACGUGUGGCUGCAUACAGUGAGAAAAAGAAGGAUAAGAAACAGAUAACUGCGAAGUCAAUGAUCAUCCUAGACAUCAAGCCUUGGGAUGACGAGACGGACAUGAAUGCAAUGGAAGAAGCUGUCCGUUCCAUUAAGACAGAUGGCCUAGUUUGGGGUACCUCAAAGCUUGUACCCGUAGCGUUCGGUAUCAAAAAGCUUCAAAUUACCUGUGUUGUCGAAGAUGAUAAGGUCGGUACCGAUUUCCUCGAAGAAGAAAUUUCGAAGUUCGAAGAUUACGUCCAGUCAAUCGAUAUUGCAGCUUUCAACAAGUUGUAA